GUCGGCAGGACGAGACUUCCGAGGAGGAGGACUCCGACGCCGCGCAGCUAGCCGCUCGGCUCUCGAAGGAGGUCCAGAGCUGGGGGCCGCACCCGAGCGUGGAGCGGUUUCAGAUGGCGCCAAGGGUCGCCUGGGAGCGAGAGCUCAUGAUGUGCGGCUGCCAGUGCCACAACACGUUGGACUGGAAGGGCAGAAAUCCCGUGCCCACGACCGCCCGGUCCGUGUGGCUGCUCCCGGCGCAGGACGACGCGGCGGAGCACGUGGCAGAAGACCAGGCCAGCUCCGCCCUCGCCACGCAGCAGGCCAAGAGUUUCAUCGCCAACUUGCGCCACCCCCCGACCACAGGGUUCCCUUUCGUGGAAGCGCGCGAGGAGUUGCGUCAUUGGCUUCAUGAAGUGAUCGAGGAGCACGAGAUCCAGCUCCGACA
This is a messenger RNA of Prorocentrum cordatum, 427 nucleotides long. The record is from the annotation of a GenBank genome assembly. NCBI's taxonomy places the organism in Eukaryota, Dinophyceae, Prorocentrales, Prorocentraceae.